AUGGUUGCUAGGUCUAGAGGCCUCCUGGGUUCCCGGCAGCUGCUCCUCUCUUUUAUUCUCCACACAGCCUGGGAGGUGGGGAGCGGCCAGGUCCAUUACUCCGUGCUGGAGGAAGCGAAACACGGUACGUUUGUGGGGCGAAUCGCGCAGGACCUGGGUCUGGAGGUCGGGGAGCUGGUGUCGAGGCUGUUCCGGGUGGUGUCCAAGGGUCGCCGGGACUACCUGGAGGUAAAUGUGCAGAACGGCAUUUUGUUUGUGAAUUCUCGGAUCGACCGGGAGGAGCUGUGCGUCCGCAGCCCUGUUUGUAGCAUCCACCUGGAGGUGAUUGUGGAGAAACCGCUGCAGGUUUUCCAUGUAGAGGUGGAGAUCAAAGACAUUAAUGACAACCCUCCUGUGUUUUCCUUAAGACAAAAGAAUCUGUUUAUUUCUGAAUCCAGCCCAUUAGAAUCUAGGUUCCCACUAGAGGGCGCAUUGGAUGCGGACAUUGGAGAGAAUGCUUUGCUGACCUAUAGCCUCAGUCCUAAUGAAUAUUUCGCUUUGGAUGUAAAGAAAAAGGAUGAGAAAAUGAAUUCCCUUAAGCUUGUUUUGAAGAAAGCUCUAGAUAGAGAGGAAACCACUGAACAUCAUUUAUUACUGACUGCCACUGACGGAGGAAAACCUGAGCUCACUGGUACCAUUCAAUUGCUGAUCACAGUGCUGGAUGUGAAUGACAAUACCCCAGAGUUUGAGAGGACAGUUUAUAAGGUGAGAAUAUUCGAAAAUUUACCGAAUGAGACAUUAGUGAUGAAAAUGAAUGCUUCGGAUUUGGAUGAAGGAUUAAACGGGGAAAUUAUUUAUUCUUUCACUAGUGAUGUUUCCCCUAAAGUACAGAACAAGUUCCACAUAGACCAAGUCAAUGGUGAGGUCAAGAUAAAGGGAAAUAUAGAUUUCGAAGAAACAAAAUUAUUUGAAUUCCAGGUAGAAGCGACUGAUAAGGGGACUCCUCGCAUGGUUGGUCAUUGUACAGUCCUGGUCGAAAUUAUGGAUAUCAACGAUAAUGCCCCUGAAGUUGCGGUGACAUCACUAUCACUUCCUGUCAGAGAAGAUGCUCCUCCAGGCACUGUUAUCGCCCUCAUUAGUGUGUCCGACAGAGACUCUGGCGCCAAUGGGCAGGUGACUUGCUCACUGUCGCCUCCUGGGCCCUUCACGCUGGUGUCCACUUUCAGGAAUUACUACUCGCUGGUCCUGGAGAGUCAGGUGGACCGCGAGACUGUGCCUGCCUAUAAGCUGGUGGUGACAGCCAGGGAUGGCGGGACGCCAGUUCUGUGGGCCACGGCCAGCGUGUCAGUGGACAUCGGUGAUGUGAACGACAACGCACCUACUUUCGAGCGGCCUGUGUAUACUGUGUUCGUGAAGGAGAACAACUCCCCCGGCUGUUACAUCUUCACUGUGUCGGCCUCCGAUCCGGAUGCGCAGGAGAACGCGCUGGUGUCUUACUCUCUAGUAGAACGCAGGGUAGGCGAGCGUCCGCUGUCGAGCUACGUGUCUGUGCACUCAGAGAGCGGGAAAGUGUACGCCUUGCAGCCCCUGGAUCAUGAGGAGCUGGAGCUGCUGCAGUUCCAAGUGAGCGCCCGCGACGCAGGCUUCCCUCCUCUGAGCAGUAACGUGAGCCUGCAGGUGUUCGUGCUGGACGAGAACGACAAUCCGCCUGUAGUGCUGCCACCUCACGCUGGCGUUAGCCCAGUGACUGAACUGGUGUCGCAGUCGGUGGCUGCAGGCCAUGUGGUGGCGAAGAUUCGGGCUGUGGAUGCAGAUUCUGGCUACAACGCGUGGUUGUCCUACGAGCUCCUGUCGGAGGUGGGCGUUGGGCGCAGUCCUUUUCGCGUGGGUCUGUACACUGGCGAAAUAAGCACGACUCGGUCCUUGGAGGAGUUUGAUGGGCCGAAACAGACGCUGCUGGUGUUAGUGAAGGAUCACGGGGACCCCGUGCUGUCUGCCACAGCUACUAUGAUGGUAUCCCUGGUGGCAAGCGGACAAACCCUGAAGACGUUUAGUGCAGGCCAUGCAAAAGUGAAAGAGGGGCUUAGGGAAGAGGCACCGCUGGUGGAUAUUAACGUGUAUCUGAUCGUAGCUAUCUGCUCGGUUUCCAGUUUGCUGGUGCUGAGUUUGCUGUUCUAUGCAGCAAUGCGGUGCACUGCGCCUCUGGAGAGCCUCUACUGUCCAAGAAAGCCUACAGUAGUGUGUUCCAGCAACGUGGGGAGCUUAUCUUAUUCUCAGCAGCGGCAGCCGAAGAUUUGCUCUGGAGAAGGGGCCACUAAGAGGGACCUAAUGGCCUUCAGCCCCAACUUCCCUCCUUGUUUGGGGGACAGAGGUCAGCAGCAGGAGAUGGUUUCAGAACCUGGGAAGGUAAUUUUUGAUUCCUACAUCUGA
Molecule: messenger RNA, 2409 nt
Organism: Phascolarctos cinereus (koala)
Lineage: Eukaryota; Metazoa; Chordata; Mammalia; Diprotodontia; Phascolarctidae
Source: RefSeq, a predicted model, not a curated record